Messenger RNA from Vespa mandarinia (Asian giant hornet), 2775 nucleotides. RefSeq names its product STKc_STK36 domain-containing protein fused (gene fu). Lineage: Eukaryota; Metazoa; Arthropoda; Insecta; Hymenoptera; Vespidae. Gene Ontology annotation, molecular function: protein kinase activity; ATP binding. The record is from RefSeq and is a predicted model, not a curated record. Gene Ontology annotation, biological process: protein phosphorylation; smoothened signaling pathway. Gene Ontology annotation, cellular component: cytoplasm.
CUUCACGAAGAAGAAUGUAAAUUUCAAUUUUACUGGUCCAAAUUUGGUGUAAAUGUUAGGUUGCAUAUAAUUUACCAUUCGUUGAUUGGUGUACAUUUUUGAGCCGCAUGCGCUCUCUGUGAAAGUGGACAUAUUUUGACAGUUUCAAAAUGGUUUAAUGUAAGAACGUGUGUAUAAAUUAUUUUUAUAAUUAUGGAAAAAUACGAAGUUUUAGGACAAGUUGGUGAAGGUUCUUUUGGACAGGUGUAUAAAGCAAAAAAACGUUCGGACGGUGAAAUUGUGGCCUUCAAAGUUAUUAGGAAACGUGGUAGAUCAUUCAAAGAACUUAAAAGUUUACGUCAAGAAUGUGAGAUUCAACGUCAUUUGCAUCAUCCUAAUAUUGUUCAAAUGUUAGAUUCUUUUGAAACUGAAAAUGAGAUUGUUGUUGUAACGGAAUAUGCUGAUAAAGAAUUAUAUGAAAUUUUGGGUAAAGCUGGCCAUCUUUCAGAAGAAAGAGCACAAGUUAUAGCUUGUGAUUUGGUUUCUGCACUUUAUUAUCUCCAUUCGAACAGAGUAUUACAUAGGGACCUUAAACCACAAAAUGUACUUUUAGAGGCAAAUGGAGUAGCCAAAUUAUGCGAUUUUGGUUUUGCACGUAGUAUGAGCACUGGAACACAUGUACUUACUUCUAUUAAAGGUACUCCUUUAUAUAUGGCUCCAGAGCUCAUACAAGAACGUCCUUAUGAUCACAAUGUAGAUUUAUGGUCAUUAGGUUGUAUAGUUUAUGAAUUAGUUGUCGGUUCACCACCAUUUCAAACAACUUCUAUUUUACAUUUGGUUAGAUUGAUACGUUUUGAAGCGGUUAAGUGGCCAGAUUUUAUUUCACCAAAUUGCAAGAGUUUCUUACAGGGUUUGUUGCAAAAGGAUCCUUCUCAACGUUUGACCUGGCCUGCCCUAUUAGAACAUCCAUUCGUUAAGGAUAGAAUCAUCAUAGUAGGUGGAACAGUACCUACACCCUUUACAACACCAUUAUCAGCUAGUCAAGCUAGAGCUAAACAACAACAAUUGCAAAACUUAUCAAUGAGAUCUACCAAUCAAUCAAAAGUUCUCGAGAAAGCUGUUGAGAAAGUACAAUGUCAAGAGAGAAAACUUCGAGAACAAAGACAAAGGACAUGUAUUUCACAACCACGUUAUCCAAUGUUUCAUGCCUAUUGUCAGCAUGGCCUGAAUCAUUGUCAGAUACUUCGACGUAGCGAACCAAGUGGUACAGAUUCGAGCGCUAGUAUCGAUGUACUAUUGGGAAAUCUUAGUUUGCGAGCAUCGUUAAGAAGCGAUCUACUUGCUGCUGAUCAUGCAUUGUGUCAAAGCGAUUGUCCUAAUACAAAUAACGAACAAACAUUUCCAAUAAUAAAUAAUAAUUCUAAAUUGAUCUAUACGAAAACAAAUGAUGAAGGACAAAAGAAAACAAACGAAUCCGAAGGUUUUAUUAAUAAAAAUGCUAAAGGUGAUGGAUUAAAUGUUGCACAACAAACGGAAAGAUCAUCUGAAAUGGAACAAAUUUCGGGCAAUGGCGAUUGCAAACAAACCUGUUUGAGUAAAGAUUAUGAAUUAGAAUUUGGAAAGGAAAAUCUAAUAGAUAAACACGUUAGAUUGCCAGAUUGGAAUCCAAGAGCCGUUGAAAGGCCAAUAGAAAAUGAAGAAUGGGUCGCGUUUUUACAAAGAUCUAUGGAGGAAGUAAUGGAGGGUGAAGUUGUUUCUUUAUUGCAACAAAAUUGUGUUUCCGUUUUCGUAUCGCCAUUAAGAAAUCAAGGAGCUGGUUGUCGUGUCGUCGAAUACGUUGCUUGUCUAUUAUCUUUACCAUUUGUUAUAUCAGUCUCGCGUGAAAAUCUUGAAAGCAUUGAACGUGUUUAUUUGGACGUUCGAGUGGUACCAAAUCUCGUAUAUGCAAUAAAAUUACUUAUGUCAGAACGAUCUGAAGGAGAGACCAUUGCAACAGGUUCUGCUGGUAUCACUAGAUCAGCAUCUACGUUAUCAGCGGAUGAAUUACAAGCUUUGGAAUGUACGAUGCUUUUACUCUGUAGAUUGGUUUACGUUCAAGAACAAUUUUUAACUCAAUUUUGUGAUGCCGUUUAUAUUGUCAAUGGAAUGCCAUUGUUACAACAAUUAUUAACUUUGGAAAAAAGAAAGGCACGAGUUGUGGCGGAUUUAAUAGCCAUAUUGAACAAUAUUUUACGUUCUCAACCUGAGAAUGCCGAGCUAGUAGAAAAAGUUGUUCUCCAUUCGAAAACUCAUGUAGGUACAGUUGAACAAUUUGGUAAACUUCUUGGACAUCGGCAAGGUGUAUUGAGAGCUAGAACGUGCAUACUGAUUAGACUUUUAGGAAGAUUUUGUUGCAGAGCAUUGCAACAAGUUUGGGGGAGAUCUUUGAGAAAUCUUAUUGAAAAUUUAUUGCUCGACGAGGAAGAAAACGUUAGAAACUCUGCCGAAGACGCGGUCGGAGAACUUAAACAAUUAACGUACUAUAAUCAAUUGAGUCCGGCUGGUUGAUGAACAGGGAUUAAUUUAAGGGAAUUAAUCGUUAUAAAAUGGGGCCAAACGUAUCAAAAAGUUUAAAAUCAAUUAUAAGUUAUAAAGAGAUUUUAUAAUGAUCAUCAAAAGAAAAUAUAUAAAAUAUUUUCAUGUAAAGUUACGUUAUGUAAUUUCGAUAAAUUUAUAUAAUACUUAAACUAAUACUUCUAGUCCUCAAUGAAAUUCACUAUUUCUACGUGAUAGGGAAUUUUUUAUAAGAUCGGAUUU